Molecule: messenger RNA, 1088 nt
Organism: Tribolium castaneum (red flour beetle)
Lineage: Eukaryota; Metazoa; Arthropoda; Insecta; Coleoptera; Tenebrionidae
Product: U-scoloptoxin(01)-Cw1a
Exons: 3
Coding region: 518-988 (156 amino acids)
Cellular component (GO): extracellular region
Molecular function (GO): chitin binding
Source: RefSeq, a predicted model, not a curated record
CUUACAAUGAAUGCUUCUUUGGGACUCACGAGGAAUACUGAUUUUUUUACGUCUGCUAGAGCCGCCCAGACAAAUCGAGCUGAGCCGUUUUUGGGUCACUACCCUCUGGAGUGUCUCAAAAUGGUGCAAAAUUUUAGAUUUUUCGCAAAAAACAAAAAAUCGGGUUCAAAUCAGAAAAGAAAUAGCGAACAAUCUAAAAAUCUCAAUGGGGUGUCUAGAAACCCCUUACAAAUCCAUGAAUGUUGCCAAUUUUUUGUCUGGUCCACUAGGUACUUCCAAAAUUUUUAAUGAAUGCAGAAAUGUACUACGAAUACUUAUUUGUCCGGUUGUACCCAUAAUCGUCGCAUCGCUAGACUAUUUGUGGUAUUGUUAAAAGAUGUACCGGCUUCCGCUAGGAUACGUCUUUCUUUAUAAAUUUGUCCAUCUUUGUCGUAGUUCGUAUAUAAACUAUUGACUUUAGUGAGGUGUCACAUAGAGUCGGGUGAUUUUGUAGAAAAUAGGUGCGAAAAGACUCAACAUGAAGUUCCUCAGUGUCGUGCCUAUUUUGUUUUGCGUGGUGAAUUGCGCCCCUAAACUUAGAAUCGUCCCUAGUCAGGCACCCCCUCAACUUCUCACCCUGCCCAGCAACGCCACGAGCAUUCGGCUCGACAUCAGCGACUCCUUCAGCUGCGAUGGCCGCGCUUACGGCUACUACGCGGACGUGGAGAACGACUGCCAAAUCUUCCACGUGUGUCUCCCGAUCACCUACUCCGACGGCCACAACCAGACCUUCAGGUGGAGCUUCAUCUGUCCGGAGGACACCGUCUUCAAUCAGGAAAUCUUCACCUGUACCAGGUCAGACGAGGCGAUGGAUUGCGCCGAUUCGCCGCGGUAUUACGGCCUGAACACCAACUUCGGCGAAGAGCUGGAGGGCGACCUGGAGGACGCCACGGCGGUGCCCCAGGAAGCGCCGCAGGCGCUGUCCCGGAGGGGGCCCUACAAGAGCUAGAUGGUCGGGGUGGCGGUGGCGGUUGGGGCAUGGGGGCACCUCGGGGUCUUGCCGGGUUUUGCAAUUUUGUACGAUUAAAGACAAUAAACUGUUACACAAU